This is a messenger RNA of Alexandromys fortis (reed vole), 1670 nucleotides long. RefSeq names its product calcium binding protein 39 like (gene Cab39l). Gene Ontology annotation, biological process: intracellular signal transduction. The record is from RefSeq and is a predicted model, not a curated record. The transcript has 11 exons. Bases 410 to 1423 code for a protein of 337 amino acids. Gene Ontology annotation, molecular function: protein serine/threonine kinase activator activity. NCBI's taxonomy places the organism in Eukaryota, Metazoa, Chordata, Mammalia, Rodentia, Cricetidae.
CGAGGCGCUGGUCGGAGAGCGCCGCUCCCUGAUUGGUCAGCGCCGCUUUCGGCGGGUCUCACGCUGCCUGCUGCGGCCAAUCGGGCUCUCCGCAGUCUAGAGAGCGGCCUCGCUGGAGUGGCGGUGCGGCUCUUCACUCGGGUAAACAUCCACCUUGAAGAACAAAGAACAUCAGGAGCUAAGGGUCAGUUUAAACCUGCUUGGACAAUGAAGAUGCAAACUCCAGAUUGGUGGUUUAUAUAUUCUUCAUGCAAGAGUAGUGUACUAAAGGAGAGAAGUAAUUAACUCUGAGCGUUUUCUGGUUGUCAGAACUGUGCUGACCAGUGACUGGAAGCUGCACCAUUGGAAGAGAUUUGCAGAAGACACAAACUUUCUGAGCAUUCCAUAUUGGAAGAAGAGAUCUUUAGACAUGAAAAAAAUGCCUUUGUUUAGUAAAUCACACAAAAAUCCAGCAGAAAUUGUGAAAAUCCUGAAAGACAACCUGGCCAUUUUGGAAAAGCAAGACAAAAAGACAGACAAGGCUUCAGAAGAAGUGUCGAAGUCUCUGCAAGCAAUGAAGGAGAUUCUGUGUGGUACAAAUGACAAGGAACCCCCUACAGAGGCAGUGGCCCAGCUGGCACAGGAGCUCUACAGCAGUGGACUGCUGGUGACACUGAUAGCUGACCUGCAGCUGAUAGACUUUGAGGGAAAAAAAGAUGUGACCCAGAUAUUCAACAACAUCCUGAGAAGACAGAUUGGUGCACGGAGCCCUACUGUGGAGUACAUCAGUUCUCACCCUCACAUCCUGUCCAUGCUCCUCAAAGGAUAUGAAGCCCCACAGAUUGCCCUACGCUGUGGGAUUAUGCUAAGAGAAUGUAUUCGACACGAACCACUUGCCAAAAUCGUCCUCUUUUCUAGUCAGUUCAGAGACUUCUUCAAGUAUGUGGAGCUGUCGACAUUUGAUAUCGCUUCAGAUGCCUUUGCUACUUUUAAGGAUUUGUUAACCAGACACAAAGUGUUGGUAGCGGACUUCUUAGAGCAAAAUUAUGACACUGUCUUUGAAGAGUAUGAGAAACUGCUGCAGUCGGAGAAUUACGUGACUAAGAGACAAUCUUUAAAGCUGCUAGGCGAGCUAAUCCUGGACCGCCACAAUUUUGCCAUUAUGACCAAGUACAUCAGCAAGCCAGAGAACCUGAAACUGAUGAUGAACCUACUUCGAGACAAAAGUCCUAACAUCCAGUUUGAAGCCUUCCAUGUCUUUAAGGUGUUCGUGGCCAGCCCUCACAAAACGCAGCCUAUUGUGGAGAUUCUGUUAAAAAAUCAGCCCAAACUCAUUGAGUUUCUGAGCAGCUUCCAGAAAGAAAGGACAGAUGACGAGCAGUUUGCUGACGAGAAGAACUACCUGAUUAAACAGAUUCGAGACUUGAAGAAAGCAGCCCCGUGAAGGUGGCCCCUGCCCUGACGGCUGUUUGUCUCCCUUGCCCUGUGUGUACAAUGCUGUUUCAACAGUUUCUACUCUUGGGGAGGCUUUGGAGGUGCCUGUUUCCUCAGCUGAUUGUUCAGGGUAGAUGGAAUAUAAACAUUUGAAUGGAAAAAAAAUCAGUCUAGACUAAUAUAUUCAUUGUAAUCAAAUCUCUGAUUGCUUAUAUGGAAUCAGCCAUUAUAUUAAACAUUGAUCAAAGCAAGUGUAA